UUGGACUGUACAAGUUAAACAACAGCUUUCAUGCAAUUCAUUUGUGUUUCUUUGUGUCUUUUCAAAAUAGAAUGUCGAAAAACAUUUCAUGAACACACUGUUCAUGCUGCGCCUGCCGUGCGUGCAUUUCUAAUGUGCGCAUGAAAACCUUUCAGGUGACAUCAAUGGGAGUAUUGAAAGUCAUGCGCGCAGGAUUAGAAAUACGGGAGCAGAACAAAGCAACAUACAUACCCUUUCCCCGUCAAACUCGCCCAAUUGAAAGCUCCAACGUGAGCGGAUUGGAAGAGUGGCAGUUGACAUUUCAUCGUACUUGUUUUUUUCAUCGUCAACUGAAUUAAAGUUGCAAUAUAUCUUUACACCACUUGGGGGAGCUGUUUAAUUGCUGUUGUGGGACGCUAUGUCCUGAUGCGAAGAAGAACGCCGCAACUUCUUUUGAUAUAUAUCUAUUGAAAAUAAAAAACAUACAGAAUAAACAAGCAAACAUGACAAACUAAAGACACGGAAAACACCCUGGGAAUUAUAAUAAAUGACAAUCAUAACACAUGAGAUGAAAAUCGAAACAACCAAACAAAAAGAUCCACAUAUCACAUCCAGUUGAGUUUAUUCAAUCGAUCACAAACAUCUACCGUUUUGAUUGUUUUUAGAUUCAGGGAACUUUGAUUGCUGAUAGAUAACAUCCCACCUCUUUUUUCCUGACUAAAAAUGUCGGCUUCCUCAAGCAGAACACCGUAACGUCUGAGUUUGAAACUGACAACUUCGUCUCCAUGGCGCACAGUCGCCAUCUUCUUUUGUCUCCACGGCCCUAAUUGGCCGUCUAUCGCACUUAUCUGAUACGUCACAAUGCGACAAAAUAAAUUGGUUUUGCAACGUCGUUUCACCACAUUUGGCUUCAAACCCUUGGUUCAACAUAGGCACGUUGCACAGCUGUGGUGGAACAUUCCGGCGUCUUAAAUCUUCUGACCAGACUCUACUGCAGAAGAGGCUCAAUUGGAGAAUGGCAACAGUCACAAUAGAGCAGAGCAGUUCCUCACCUGAGUGGAUGGACUUUGAGACAGACCUAGACAUGGUCCUCUCGACUAUGAAAUCUAUGUUUGGCGAGCUUCCAUCUGCGGCUGCUCCUCAAGAAUCUCCCCAUUUACCUGGGAAUGUCCUACCUGAGGUGGAACAAAGUGGUUUCACCGAUGGACUCAAUGGGACGGGGACGGUCACACACGACAUCAACCCCUUCCAAUGUGGAGCCACAACAGUGCCGCCAUAUGGAGGGGUCCUGGCAGAUCACAAUGUUGGGGCAGCACGUGCUGGUUUCAUGUCAGGAGCCAACAUGCAGCCCCUAUGUUGUCAAUGCACACAUGGGAUGAGAUGGCUGCAGUUUCCCCCUCAGUUCCUGGUGCCACAGCCAGGUGGACCUGUGGCUGGUGCUCUUGUGAGCCCCAUGUAUCUGGACAACUCCUUCAUGCCGUAUGGUUUUGUGAACCAUCAACAAGGUGCUUGUUUCCCAUGCCAGAAGGAGCAAGUACCAGCCCUGGAAGGUGGCAGCGUGAGUUCCCCAGGUUCUUUCCACAAUGGCAAGCAGUGUGUCCGAACCAAACCCUGCCCUGAGCCUUCACCUCAGGUCCUCACGUCCAAACGCAAACGUGGUGUGGAACCAAACGGAGCCUACAUCAGGAGACCACCCAAUGCCUUCAUGGUCUUCAUGAGGGAGAACAGGGAGAUCAUCACUCGUACCCUAAAACCCAAACACAGCGUGGAGACCAACACCAUCCUGGGAGAGAUGUGGAGGAAAAUGUCAACAGAUGAGCAGGAGAUUUAUUACCAGAAGGCAAUGGAGGAGCGAAGAAUCCAUGCAGAGAAAUACCCGGAGUGGUCCAGCCAGGACAACUAUGGAAAGAAGGUCAAGAGGCAGAGAAAGAAAAAAAGCAUCAUCAUCUGAACACUGUGGCAGAGGACCUUCUUCAUCACUUCUGAGACGAGUCACAGGUGAAAGCACCUUUUUCAUCUGAACUCCAUCAAUCAGGAUAACUGGCAUGAAGAACUCCACAUCUGUAUCACCUCAUCCAUCAUCACACUGAGGAGGCACCAGGGUUGGUAGUUAGUCAAGUGUGAAAAAUGGUCGAUGGAAAAAGCUGUGGUUAACACCCUGUUUUCAGAGUGAAAAGGGUUAAUGGUAAUGCUGCUUCUUAGAAAAAACUACACCGUGCUUCU
This is a messenger RNA of Synchiropus splendidus (mandarinfish), 2202 nucleotides long. RefSeq names its product transcription factor 7-like 1. Bases 995 to 1930 code for a protein of 311 amino acids. The record is from RefSeq and is a predicted model, not a curated record. Gene Ontology annotation, cellular component: beta-catenin-TCF complex. Gene Ontology annotation, molecular function: DNA-binding transcription factor activity, RNA polymerase II-specific; RNA polymerase II cis-regulatory region sequence-specific DNA binding. Gene Ontology annotation, biological process: regulation of transcription by RNA polymerase II; canonical Wnt signaling pathway. Lineage: Eukaryota; Metazoa; Chordata; Actinopteri; Syngnathiformes; Callionymidae. The transcript is spliced from 10 exons.